Messenger RNA from Rubroshorea leprosula, 620 nucleotides. Lineage: Eukaryota; Viridiplantae; Streptophyta; Magnoliopsida; Malvales; Dipterocarpaceae. The record is from the annotation of a GenBank genome assembly.
AUUCCUCAUUGUUCAACCCCGAAUUUAACGCAUGCUUGUGAGGCCAACGCUGAACCACUACCAAUUCUCUCGAAUGUCUACAAUGCUUACAUGCCCCAUUGCUCGAACACCUUGGGCUCCUUUGCAGAGAGGAUCAAGCUUCACCAUACUUUACGUUGCCAAGGAAGAAGCCAACUGUACCUUCAAGCCUGUGGGUUCUGUCAUUCAAGAACCGAAAAGAUUUCAGUUCCAGAAAGGAUGGGCUCAGAAAUUCGAUCAGCCUGAAGGUGGCAUAAACCUCAGCUUAUUUAAAUCGGAUGAAAUUUUUAAACGUGAAGGGGAUGUUUACCCACUUGUUAUCUCUGCAGAAAUAUGUUUGCCAUCUUCUUGGUCAGUGCCUCCAGCUAUGGGGACUUCUCAUGGACAAAUUACUCAAGCUGUCCUAGAGAAAAUAAAGAGGGCCAUUUUCAAGUGAAAGUAAUGAGCCCGAAAUCAUGGUGGCAUAAGAUAAGUACUAAUUAUGAGUCAAGGUAUGACACAGCGGAUACAGAUGUUCCUUUGAAGAAAAGAAAGGUGAGAAUUUGAUCAUAACCACUUUCAUAAACGGUUUAAUUAGUUCUUAAUAAUUAAUUUUGUCCUAU